This is a messenger RNA of Salvelinus sp. IW2-2015, 1190 nucleotides long. Its product is annotated as EKC/KEOPS complex subunit TPRKB. NCBI's taxonomy places the organism in Eukaryota, Metazoa, Chordata, Actinopteri, Salmoniformes, Salmonidae. The record is from RefSeq and is a predicted model, not a curated record. Gene Ontology annotation, biological process: tRNA threonylcarbamoyladenosine modification. Gene Ontology annotation, cellular component: cytosol; nucleus; EKC/KEOPS complex.
UGUUCCCUCUAUUUAUUUUUUUAACCACGUGAGAUGGUUAAACAGAAAUGUUCGGGUCUUGUUUCAUCCACAAAUUCGUUUUUCUUCCGUUAUGUAUUCAACUCAAGAAUUGGAACUCUUUCCUGAUCGUACUGUAACUCAGUUGCUAUUCAAAGAUGUCAAAAACGUCGCAGAAUUUAGGAAAAAUGCCAUGGAAGGAAAGAUUAAUGGUGCCUUGAUAAACCCGUCUAUGAUAGUGAACCCCUUCCAAGUGCUAGUGGCAGCAAACAAGGCAGUCCAUUUACAUAGCACUGGAAAAAUGAAGACAAGGAGCUUAUAUUCCGAAAUCAUCUACAACCUUUCACCCACUAAUAAUAUUUCAGAGGCUUUCAAGAGGUUUGGGAUAUCAGACAGUGAUAGUGCUCUUCUCAUAGUUCUGGUCCAUCCCAAAGAGGAGACGCAGCACAUGAGUGACAUCAUUGCCAAGGUGGACGGACAACAGAUUCCAGUUGAAGAUGUCUCCAUGUUGACCGACCCUGCUAAGAUAAAAAAGCUGUACAAAACCACACCCCAGGAGGAUAAGUGUCUACUGGAUGCUGUUGUCUGCAGGAUGGCAACCAAAGAUGUCAUGUAGCUCAACAAGAAGACACGGCAGAAAAUGGAACCGUUCAUGUUCUAUAAUCACACCUACAGCGUUAUUGCGCAAAAUGGUACGCUGCAUCAUCUGGAUAUGUGCAACAAAAGUUCAACAUUCACCUUCUGCUACCAUUCCUGCCAAGCCGUCUACGCAUACAGUUUGACGUCUACGCACACAGUUUGACGCAUAUGUUCGAUAAACCCACACAGAACCCACUGCAACUGCCUCUGCAACGCAAUGCUGCAAGGUAAACACUGGCGCUGUCAGUGUGAUCAAGGCGUAAGCCGUGGCAGAGUGCCUCGGGGGUUGGAAAACAAAGACAUCCAAAUUUACUACAUAAAACAUUCACAUGGAUUUCAAAAUGUCCUCAAUCAAAUUCCAUAAUUUCAUACAUGUACAAUGAAUACUUAUUAAAUAAGCAGUACUGAGACAAUACACAAGUAUUCUAUGCCUUGGUUAUUUCUAGUUUUUAGAUUAUUUAUCAAAUGUGGCUUACUGUAGUAUGAUGCAAUGUAUUUACAGUCAGUACAUUUAAUGAAAAACUGCUUGUCCUAUUAAAUCCACAAAUAAUCCA